Papaver somniferum (opium poppy) is the source of this 2513-nucleotide messenger RNA. RefSeq names its product serine/threonine-protein kinase-like protein At3g51990. Lineage: Eukaryota; Viridiplantae; Streptophyta; Magnoliopsida; Ranunculales; Papaveraceae. Gene Ontology annotation, biological process: protein phosphorylation. The record is from RefSeq and is a predicted model, not a curated record. The transcript has a single exon. Bases 552 to 2105 code for a protein of 517 amino acids. Gene Ontology annotation, molecular function: ATP binding; protein kinase activity. Gene Ontology annotation, cellular component: plasma membrane.
GCGUUUGGAUAUCAGUAGUUGCAGAAAUCAGAAGUCAAAAACAAUAACUUUUUACUUAACAGAAAGUUAAUUUUUUUAUUUGUAGAAAUCAUUUUGAAGGGAUGCUGUGUACCCAAACUAGUUUCCGACAUUUUACUUCCGGAAGUCAAAACGGAAUUUAUGGAUGUUUAUCAUACAGCCCCUUCCAUGUUAUAAAAAAAAUCCUUUCUUCUCCGUCUCCGUUAAUUCCACGCUCCACAGUUUAACAACUGUUUUCUCAAUCUCUCAAUCUCUCUCCUGGGUAUGUACUUUUCUUUACUUACAUUUAAUAAAAACAGGCAGGUAGGUAACGCUUCCCCACCUAACGAUAUAACCCCAUUUCUUCUCUUAUCUUCUUCUUCUUCUUCUUCUCAAAGUCAUAUCAUCCUUCUUCCACCAAAACACUACAACACAGCAACAACCAAAUUAACUAACAGAAAAUUCAGUGAUUCAACAAUCGUAUACAUUUCUCAGUCUAACUGUUAAAAACCUCGUGUUUUGAUACCCUUUUCUUUCUCAAGUGUCAACUUUAAAUGGGAUACCUUUCUUGUAAUGCUGAAUCAGCAAUCUUAACUUCAAAUUCCACCACAAAAAACAAACCCACCAAGAAAAAAGAAGAAGAAGAAUCAAAACUAGAAAAACCCAUUAAGUACGAAGAAUUCCAGUACAAAGACCUCCAACUAGCAACCAACAAUUUCUCUGAACAGAAAAUACUGGGCAAGGGUAGUCAUGGCUGUGUCUACAAAGCUGUUCUUCGCAAUGGUCGUUUAGUUGCUGUUAAAAAACCAUCUCGUUCUUCUUCAUCUCUUAGCUUGACAUCUAAUAAUAAUUCAGAUAGUAAAAAUGAAGUUGAUAACGAAAUUGAUAUUCUUUCGAAGAUCCAGAGCCCACGUCUUGUGAAUUUACUUGGUUUUACUACUGAUGAUUCUAUAGACCGUUUGUUAGUCGUUGAGUUCAUGAGUAAUGGAACCCUUUAUGAAGUACUUCAUUCUAAUGCUCGCCCAGUACCGAAUUGGUCUCGAAGAAUUAGACUUGCUCUUCAAACAGCUAAAGCCAUUGAUACACUUCAUACAUUGCAUCCUCCUGUAAUUCAUAGAGAUAUUAAAUCAGCGAACAUAUUGAUUGAUAGACAUUUUGGUGCUCGUCUUGGUGAUUUUGGUUUAGCUCUGCGGUGUCAUGUCGAUGAUUUUCGGCUGAGAUCUACUCCUCCUGCAGGUACAAUUGGUUAUCUUGAUCCUGGUUAUUUAACUCCUGAUAAUUUAAGUACUAAAACAGAUGUAUUUAGUUUUGGAAUUCUUUUAUUGGAAAUCAUUAGUGGUAGGAAAGCAAUUGAUGUUGGGCAUUCACCGCCUUCCAUUGUGGAUUGGGCAAUUCCACUUCUUAGAAAAGGGAAGUUGAUUAACAUCUAUGAUCCCAGAAUUGUGCCACCAAAAGACCCUUUUGUGAGGAAGCAAUUGGUUUUAAUUGCUUCAAAAUGUGUAAGGUCAUGUAGAGAAAGAAGACCUUCAAUGAGAGAUGUGGUUGAGGGUCUUACAGUUUUGAGUAAAUUGGUCCCCAUUCAUGCGUGGAAUGGAUUUUCGGUUAGUAAUCCGUGUAUGAUGGUAGAUGACAUUGUUGGUCCGGCUGUUGAAUCUAGAAACAAUGCCAACUUGAUUUCUAGGACAAGACGUGGAGAAAGAGGAGGAAAUGUGGUGGAUGAUGGGCAUUUGGGUGUUCAUGUUGCUUCACCAAUGGGACAUUCCAGGAGAGUGCAGUCUGAUUUAGGAUUAAGAAGAGGUAUUGUUGGUAGAAACAAUUUGAAAGAACUCUUGGAAGAGAAGGAUGAUACAGAGUCUGAUGUUGGAGGAACGAAUAAUGAAGUGGUCGAACGUGUUCUUUCCAGACUUAGAACUUAUAGUCUCAGAGUUGGAAGCGGGAGAGAGCCAAGUACCAAGUCUCUAGAUCAUGAUGUCGAUAAAAAUGGUGUCCUUCAAUCCAAGAAAAACCAAUCCGUCCGGGGAAUGUUUACUACAAAGUCCUUUCGACAUGAUAUUUUGGGCUGUUCAACCGGUGGAACAUUGCCUAUUCAAGCUUCGGAUCCAGUCUAGUUGUUCCUUGCCAGUAAUCGAGGUUUUCAUUUGGGUCUUUUAGCAAUUUCGUGCACCACGAGCAAAAGCUUAAGCCUGCAACACAAUCUGUCCAGCGGAUUAUCCAGCUACGGCAUGAAGUAAGUUAUUCACAGCUUCUUCUGUGUAGUUCAAUUAAGACAGGCUUCUUUGGAUCUUUAUAGUGCUGUAGUUAUGUUGUUGAUGUUGUUAUGGCAUUAGAUGUAAGUUUAGGUUGAAGAAAGGUGCAUGGCUCAUGUUCCUUUUUGUUAUACGCAUUAUAAAGAAAAGCUGAUUCUUUAUGUAUGUUUGAAGUUUGAACUACACGAUUACAAGAAUUUAGAAAGUGAGAAUAUACUGAAUUCAAAUUUGUUCAACUUUUGCUAGAAAUGUUAUCUUGUGUUUGUGCAA